AUGAAAUCAUUUUAUGAAGAAUUAUAUUCUAAUCCAUCUCCACCCACUGAUGAGCUCCCACAACCUUGGUCUUUCCCCCUUCUACCCCAGAUCCCGUCUACAUUUCUUGUUUCCCUAAAUGAACCCAUCACAUUAGAAGAAGUUCGCUCAGCUAUUACUCACUUGAAACCUAAUAAAGCUCCAGGCCCAGACGGCUUUUCUACUGAGUUUUAUAAACUCUUGAUUGAUAAAAUUGAUAGACACCUUCUGCUCAUGCACUACAUAAGGAAUGUGACCGUUACCCUGAUCAAUGGGAGUGACUUCUACUUUGAUGAUCACAGAGAAAUCCCUGCAGUCUAUGACAUUGUGAACUGGCAGCUGAAGGAAGGGGCCAUAAGACCAGUCAAGGUCGGCAGUUAUGACCCCGUCGCAUCUUCUGGCCAAGUUCUCAACAUCAACUCAAGUCAGCUACUGUGGUCUAUUGGGGAAAAAGAGACCCCCCGCUCAGUCUGCAGUGAGAGCUGUUCUCCAGGUUCCAAGAUGGAGUCUAUCAGAGGACAACCUGCGUGCUGCUUUGGAUGUGUCCCCUGUCUACAAGGAGAGAUAUCUAACCAGACAGAUGCUGUUCAUUGUCUGAAGUGUCCAUGGGAUCAGUGGCCAAAUGUCCAGAAGACUGAAUGUCUACAGAAGCCUAUGGAGUACCUGGACUAUGAAGAACCAUUAGGAGCAGCGUUGGCAGCGACAAGCAUACUGUCCUCCUUCAUUCCACUUUUUAUUUUAAUUAUUUUAAUCUACUCUAGGGACACACCUGUAGUGAAAGCUAACAAUUAUUCUCUAAGCUGUCUUCUCCUGGUGUCCCUGUCUUUGUGCUUCCUCUGCUCUUUAGGUUUCAUCGGGUAUCCCCAACGUGAGAAUUGUCUCCUACGCCAAGCUGCUUUUGGCCUGGUUUUUGCCCUUUGUAUCUCUUGUAUUUUGGCAAAAACUAUCAUGGUGGUCUUUGCUUUCAUGGCCACCAGACCAGGCAGCAGGCUGAGGAGAUGGACCACACCUCAAGUGUCCUACAUGAUCAUUUCUACAUGUUUUCUGUUACAGCUCCUCUUGUGUGUCACUUGGCUGUCACUCGCCCCUUCAUCCCCAAAGUACAACACACACACCAAACCUGGACUCAUCAUUGUUGAGUGUAACGAGGGCUCCCCCAUUGCUUUCUGGACCAUGCUGGGUUAUCUGUUCCUUCUGGCCACCAUUAGUUUCAUUGUAGCCUUCCUGGCUCGGAGACUCCCUGGCAGCUUCAAUGAGGCCCAGUUUAUUACCUUCAGCAUGCUGGCCUUCCUCAGUGUCUGGGUGUCCUUUAUCCCGGCCUCCCUCAGUUCUCAGGGAAAACACACAGUGGCCAUGGAAAUAUUUGCCAUCUUGGCUUCCAGUUGGGCUCUGGUGAUCUGUAUGUUCCUGCCUAAAUGUUUCAUCAUAGUGUUCAGGCCAGACAUGAACUCCCGGGAACAUCUCAUGAGAAGAGACAAAGAUUAG
This is a messenger RNA of Pseudophryne corroboree (corroboree frog), 1503 nucleotides long. RefSeq names its product vomeronasal type-2 receptor 26-like. Gene Ontology annotation, biological process: G protein-coupled receptor signaling pathway. The record is from RefSeq and is a predicted model, not a curated record. Bases 1 to 1503 code for a protein of 500 amino acids. Lineage: Eukaryota; Metazoa; Chordata; Amphibia; Anura; Myobatrachidae. Gene Ontology annotation, cellular component: plasma membrane. Gene Ontology annotation, molecular function: G protein-coupled receptor activity. The transcript is spliced from 4 exons.